Messenger RNA from Fukomys damarensis (Damara mole-rat), 653 nucleotides. RefSeq names its product TNF receptor superfamily member 17 (gene Tnfrsf17). Gene Ontology annotation, molecular function: signaling receptor activity. The transcript is spliced from 3 exons. The record is from RefSeq and is a predicted model, not a curated record. The coding region runs from base 108 to 653 and encodes 181 amino acids. Lineage: Eukaryota; Metazoa; Chordata; Mammalia; Rodentia; Bathyergidae. Gene Ontology annotation, biological process: tumor necrosis factor-mediated signaling pathway.
ACAUUCUAGCUGCUGCCACUACAUCUGCUGGGGGAUUCUUGAGAUUUUUACUUGUCCUUUCGCGCUGUUCCAUCAUUCUGAUAUUUCUUCUUGCGAUCGAGUUCCAGAUGGCUCAGCAGUGCUUCCAAAAUGAAUAUUUUGACAGUUUGCUGCGUGCUUGCAAACCGUGUCACCUUCGGUGUUCCAAGUCCCCUCCUCCACCCUGCCAGCGUUACUGUAGCGCAAGUAUGGCCACUUCAGUGAAAGGAACAAAUGCCAUUCUCUGGACCUGUUUGGGCCUGAGCUUGACAGUUUCUUUGGCAGUUUUUGCGCUCCUGUUCUUGCUAAGGAAGAUGAGCUCUGAACCACUAAAAGAUGAAUUUAAAAACACAGAAUCUGAUCUGCUGGACGCAGCAGUUAAUGCUGACCUGGAGGACAGCGGGAACGAUGCUGAAAUUAUUCUGCCAAGAAGCCUGGGCUACACAGUAGAAGAAUGUAUCUGUGAAGACUGCGUCAAGAGCAAACUAAAGGUCGACUCUGACCAUUUCUUCCCGCUCCCAGCCAUGGAGGAGGGAGCGACCAUUCUUGUCACCACAAAGACAAAUGACUACUGCAAGAGCCUGCCAGCUCCUCUGAGUGUCACAGGGACAGAGAAAUCGAUUUCUACUAAAUAA